UGUGUGUGUGAGGGGAGGAGACAAGUGAGGCCGGCUGAUAAAGCUGUGAGUGUUUUUGUCCUUUGUCAUUUGUUGGAGGGGUCUUCAGGACACCGCGGAGGACGGUGACGUGGAGCGGAUGUUUGAGGAACAGAUGAACUUUGUUAAACUUUGACUUGAGCGACAGAGGAAACAGUAACGAGAUGGGAUUAACGUGAGCGGACGAUGUGAUCAACAAGGUUGUUCAUCUUGUGGUGAUGAUGCUUGAAAUCUUUGUCACUGAUGUGCAGCUGGUUGAUAUUUUUUACACGGUCUUCAUCUUUUUGAAAGUUUUAACUUUGUGUUUUGAGUCUGAGCUUUGGUUCAAAUGUUCUUUGUGCCACGUGUCCUCUGACGGACGUCGGCUGUGAAGGAUUAAACAGAUUCUGACGGCAGCGAUGUCAGACCAUCUCUGCUACACACACGCUGUGUGACGUCAUCUGAAAGUCUCUGGGUUUGUCUUGCCAACAUGUUGUACUUGUGUGGACACGUGAGCACUGAUCCCUCUGUCAGCGUGAGUCCUGACUGCCUGGACGCCAGCGAGCCGACCCCGAUGGACGUGGGGCCUCGGGUGAUGGGCCUCAUCCUGAGCAUCGCCUCCUGCCUCAUCAUCUCCACCAACCUGCUGGUGGCCUUCGCUCUGCUGAAGCUGCUCCUGAAGAAGAGCAGCCAGAGCUGGUGCUUCGUCCUCAACCUGGCACUGGCCGACGUCCUGGUGGGCGUGGCCAUCACUGGUCUGGCUACAGAGGACUUCCACAGCGACAGCAUCAACAUCACUCAGAGCCGGAACAUCCAACCCACCGCUGACCCUGCCACCAACACCACGCCUUCUGCUCAGGGUAAGACCCGCUGUUUGAUGAGGAUGGCCUUCGUCAUGUCGCCCUGCACGGCGUCCAUCAUGUCCAUGUUCCUCAUCUCACUGGACCGCUACGCAGCCAUCAAGAUGCCCCUGCGGUACUCCCAGCUGUGUGGGAGGGCGACAGCAGUCGGGUCACUGCUGGCUCUGUGGAUCAGCGCGCUCAUUUUGGGAUUCCUGCCAGUCAUGGUGCGUCAGCUGCAGACCGACCACUACGACGGCUUCUGCGCCUUCUUCGCCGUCAUCCAGCAGAUGGGCAUGAUCUUGUUGCUCAGCGCCUGCUUCUUCCCCGUGCUCUCUGUGUUCAUCUACAUCUACCUGGACAUCCUGAAGAUCGCCUGCGGCCACCAGAAGCAGAUCUCCCGGCAGGCCGGCUCCAGGACGGCUGACCACCGAGGCCAUCAGCACCACGAGCAUCAUCACCAGCAGCUGAGGAGCUACUGGAGCCACGUGAAGGCCCUGAGGACGGUGGCAGUGCUGGUCGGCUGCUUCCUGAUCCUCUGGUGCCCGUUCUUCGUCGUGUGCAUAGUUCAAAUUCUGUGCUCGAGAUGUCAACUCACCAAAGUGUUGGAGAAUCACCUGUGGCUCCUGGGACUGUCCAACUCUCUGAUCAACCCUCUGGUGUACGCCUUCUGGCAGAGGGAGGUGCGGCUGCAGCUGGCCGCCAUGUUUUCCUGCUUCACAGGCCGGUCAGUGGCCACCAGACCUCCAGGUGUCAAUGACAGAAGUGAGCCGCCGAACGUGCUGACUCAGGCUGCUGCUCCAGGCGGAGAUACUCUCAAUCCUUCACUGCUGCGGCCGAUUAUCGGCAGCACCGCGGCUCACGCUGCGCCGCUGUCGACUACGACCAGCUUGUGAAAGACUCCAGAUCAUCCAGAAACUGUGACUGUGGAGCCGGACGAGUGUAACAAGAAACAUCUCAGUACAAAUGAUUCCUCUUUAAGGCCGAGCGUCGACAGUCACAUUCAUAAAUCUGAGCGCUGCUGGAUGAUUCAGAGUUUAGUUCCAUAGUUUCCAGUAAAACCAGAAGAGUCAGAGGUCAGCGGCAGCAGAGGCAGGAAAUAGUUUGAUCUCCAUUUGACAUUCAUUCCUAGUAAGUCCACAAGGUUCCUGACCCGUCCCACGAGUCCAUGAGGGACGGUCUCGGACUCCCUGAGCCCUUUAUGCAGCUGAGGGAGAAACCGACAGGGAAGUGAAAGUAAAGAGAAAUGUAAUUUACUUCCUCAGAUUUAAAGUUGUUUGGCACUGACAGCUGGAUUUUUGGUUCUGACUGACGCAGUUGAUGAUGGUCCAGUAUCUGUGAACUGGCACUUAAAAAUAAUCUGUAAUCUCACCUCAGUUCCGGUGAACCAGCAGGAAGGCCGAUGGAUUCAAAUCACAUGACGAGUCGUCUCUGUGAGUCUUGACGACAGCUGAAGCUACGACGCCUCUCUGAAAAAGAGAAAGAGGAGUCUGGUAUGAACAGGAUGUGGUCCCACGUCCACCUGGAGGCUUGAAGCUUUUCAUAGUGAUUUUACCAGCCAGGAUAAAUGUUUCCCCAAAACACAGAUACAUUUAAAUUUGUAUGUGUCAUACGUGUCAGAUCAUCUAUGAUGCUGACGUUAAAACUGAGAGACGAUGUUCCAACAUUUGUAAACGUCACACCACUGGAUUAUUUUAAUAAAGGACAUCAGGAGACAGAACCAGGUAUUUAAAGAUAAACAUGAUGUUUUCUUAACUCUGACCAAGUGGUUUAUGUGCUUCAACCUCACCAGAGCACGUACACGUAAAGUUUCAACAUAUCAGGUCCUGCUGCCAUUUAUGGGUUUUCUCAUUGAAAACUGGGUGAUUCACACUCUUUCCAACCAGCUGACAACGUCAACAUGUCACAAAACAACACGCUUGUGUCAUCAUUUCAAUAAGUUGGUUGUUAAAAGAAAGAUGAUAUUGAUUCUUGUGAAGGUAUUUAUCUGAUAUUUCGUCACAUUGCAGAAGAUUUCUAGGAAUCUCAUGUUUCAUGUGUAAAAUUAUGAAACUGUGUCGGCACCUUCAUCAUCUGAGAUGAGCAAACAAGCCGGAGCAAGAAACCACAUCCACAUUCCUCAGUUGAAGGGCAGUUCAGUCAGUUCUGGUUAAAGAUGGUUUCAAAUGUGAAUUCUUCAAAUAUUUGGUGAAUAAAGUUUCACUUCUGAACCAGU
Messenger RNA from Acanthopagrus latus (yellowfin seabream), 3051 nucleotides. RefSeq names its product glucose-dependent insulinotropic receptor. The transcript is spliced from 2 exons. Gene Ontology annotation, cellular component: membrane. Lineage: Eukaryota; Metazoa; Chordata; Actinopteri; Spariformes; Sparidae. Bases 488 to 1732 code for a protein of 414 amino acids. Gene Ontology annotation, biological process: G protein-coupled receptor signaling pathway. The record is from RefSeq and is a predicted model, not a curated record. Gene Ontology annotation, molecular function: phosphatidylcholine binding; G protein-coupled receptor activity.